Daldinia caldariorum is the source of this 2221-nucleotide messenger RNA. RefSeq lists its product as uncharacterized. Gene Ontology annotation, molecular function: protein binding. The coding region runs from base 215 to 1672 and encodes 485 amino acids. The record is from RefSeq and is a predicted model, not a curated record. NCBI's taxonomy places the organism in Eukaryota, Fungi, Ascomycota, Sordariomycetes, Xylariales, Hypoxylaceae. The transcript has a single exon.
CUUGAAUCUCGCCUUGUAUUACCCCAAAAUCUGGUUCUUUAUCGUGAUUUCGUUGGUCUUCCCAGGUUUCUACCGUAUACCACCCUUUUUUAUUUUGUCCAAGGAUACUUUAAUUGUCGAGAACAUAAACUGAAACCAUUUAUGCAACUUAAUCUACGAUAAUCCGACAUCCUCCCUUUUGGUUACCUCGAGCCUCCAUCUUUAGAUAUCCGUAAUGGCUGAUUUACAACAACCUUCUCCGACAAAGCGGAAACUCCCGUUCAAGCGCACAGCUAGACGUAAAUCCGCCGAGGCAGGUGACAACGAUGGCCUCUCUCUUUUCAGUCGCUCAGGCGUAUUCUUCGAAGAACAGCAAAGGCUCGCUAAAGAAAAGGCGGAAAAGGAAAAGGCACAGAAGGCUGCAAGAGAAGCUAAAGAGGAACAAGAAAGACGGGAGCGAUUAGCUAGGCAGCGUGAAGCGGAAAAGGAUACGCCGAAUAGAAAGCACACCCGCGAGCCGGAAUCUCCCAAAAAACGCCGUCGCGUCUCACGUCCGAGCGAAGAGAAGGUCAAAAACAGCGAUGAUGAGGAUAUAUUCGACUACAAAUCAACUAAGAAACAAAAGUCGCCUUCCGUGCCCUUCACACCCGAUUACAGGCGAGAAGAUUCGCUUGUGACAAGUAACAGAGGGUCCGAAGGACUAAGAAAGCAUGGCACACGCUCCCAAUCGGUGAAUGUUGGCGCCCCCGUGAUCUCCUUAGACGAUGAUGAUGAUGACGAUCCAGCUUUCAUACAAUCACCAACGAAGCACGCUGUGCAUUCGCAUAAGGAUGCUGACCAGGGUUUAGUUUCACUGGAGGAUGAUGGCGAUUUUCCAGCCGAGGACACUAAAGAAGAAAGAAAGGACGAAGAAGAGGACCCCUCCGAGUAUUAUGUUAGGCUCGCAAUGGAACGGGCGCAAAAGGCCAAGGAAGAACAGGAAGCAAGGCGGAGGGCAGGCAGCAAUUCGUUAGAGGAUGAAAAUGAUCCAGCUGUACAGAUUCUUAUUCAUUCUCAACUAGACGGGGUCUAUACACUGAUGUUCCGGCGAAAGUUGUCCCAGAAAUUAACAAUAGUUUACCAGACGUGGAUCGAGCAACAAGUUGCCAAGCAUAGUGUUGUGCCUCGUUCUGUCUUAGAGACUAUGUUUUUUACCUGGAAGGGAAAUAAGGUGUAUCCGCACACGACUCUCCAGACAUUAGGCAUUAAACCGGAGCGCGAUGGUACGCUAUAUCCAAGCUGGAAAGGGGACCAAGAAGGAUAUCAGGGGCGAGAUAAGGUGUACUUCGAAGCUUGGACGCAGGGGCUUUACGAGGAGUUCUUGGAAGAAAAGGACAAGCAGCGACUGCGUGAUCUUGGAGAGUUGAUAGAUGACGAACCCGAAGAGAAGGCGGAGGUGGAGCAACCACAAAAUUCGCAGGGUGAGCAGAAGGUUCGUGUACUCUUCAAACCGAAAGAUCAGCAGCCCACGAAAGCUACCGUACGCCCCAGUACUACUGCCGCCCAACUGAUCAAGUUAUAUCGGCGACUUGCAAAUAUUCCAGAAAAUAAGACGAUCGAACUUCGCUGGGAUGGCGAGGUCUUGGACGCCGAAACCACCGUGGAAGAAGCGGAGAUUGAAGAUAUGGACUCACUUGAGGUCCAUAUCAAGUAAAGCGGCAAGGGACUAAUAUAUAGUUUUUAUAUCCUUGCAGAAGAAGCACUAAAUCUUAGUAUUUAUCACCGAUCAAGGUAGGAGAGGCAUGCCCGAUGAUCAACGGUCGCCCGUCACGAAACAUUUUUCAGCAUAUAGCCCAUGAUACCCAUGAUAUUCCUAGAGGCUUGCUCAGUGGCUCUACCAAGAGACACAACUUCAUAUAUGUCACGUAAUCUAUGAAGUACGAAUAAACCUGCUUUGACUCCAGACCAGAACGCCGUCCCAUGAGAUGUAUAAAUUGACCCCGAAAUUAGAACCUCUCCUUCAUCCGCGAAGACACCGUGCGUAAAUUGUUGUAAACCUUGCCGGGAGGCUUACCCAGUAUAAGACUCACUAUAGAUUCACGGGCUAUGUGGAUAUUCUUAAAUCCUAUAUUCCAAUACGUUAGCAAGGUUCAUCAGCCGGCUACUUUGAAGACGUAAGAGCCCCGAAACGAAAAGCGUCCUCCCCUUUCUUUUUCUUUUCCCUUUUUUUUUCUUACGUACCUCCCAGGAUGUGAAUCUUAGA